Geodia barretti is the source of this 1526-nucleotide messenger RNA. The record is from the annotation of a GenBank genome assembly. Lineage: Eukaryota; Metazoa; Porifera; Demospongiae; Tetractinellida; Geodiidae.
GGCGCGGACCAAUGCAGGCUCUAAAGGACGUUCUAGAAGGCGGAUCGCCCACUGUCGCUUGGUCCGUUGUUCAGGCCGCUAUCUCAGAGCAGGAGGAGCUGCAGCGACGGCGGGAAAUUGCUGCGCGUGGAGACGCGGCGGACGCGCGCUCUUCGCCGCCGUCUCCACCGUGCGAGCUCGGGUCUCAUGCUGGACAGCUGCAGGGAGACCCGCCGCGAGUCCUGCUUGACAGCGCGUCCCUCUGGAGACAGUUUUUCUCCGCCACGAACGAAAUGAUCGUGACAAAAGCUGGAAGGCGAAUGUUUCCAGUUUUGAAGCUGCACGUUUCUCGGCUGGAGAUGACGGCAAUGUACGCCGUGGUCAUGGAGUUUCGAUGCACUCAUCAGCACCGUUGGAGGUUUUUGAAUGGAAACUGGCAAAAGGGGAGCACAUGCGAGGACAAUGCGGACCUGCGUCACGUGUUCGUGCACUUCGCGUCGGUGGCGCCCGGAUCGCAGUGGAUGCAAGAGCCCGUCUCUUUCGCCAAACUCAAACUCUCUAACAGAGAAAACGGAACUUCAAAGAUCAAGCUCAACUCGCUGCACAAGUACCAGCCAUACAUUCACGUGAUCAAGAUAGCUUCAAAUGGCAAACAACAGCCGGUGGAGAUCACCACAUUCACGUUUCCAGAGACUCAGUUCAUUGCUGUUACUGCCUACCAGAAUGACAAGGCAAGUAUACAUACAAUGUCAUGGUAAUUUCAUGAAGAACACAGAUUGCUGGGCAAAGUUCAGCGAUAAAAACUUGUUCUUGGUUCUUCAGGUGACGCAGAUGAAGAUCAAGAACAAUCCUUUUGCCAAGGCCUUUCUCGGCGGCAAUGCCUCUGAAAGGGCACACAGUGGAUCUUACAUUCAACCACUGCAGAUGGUAGCCAGACUCCACUCAACCCUUCUGCCUCCCCUGCCCCAUCCUUCUCCCCCUCCCUACUCUGCCCCCUUCCCAGGGCCCCCUCCUCUCCAGUCUUUCGCCCCCCAGCACCAGGGGGCCAAUUAUUCCCUCUCCCCCCACAUUCAACAGCAGAUGACCCCUCCUGUGAUACCAAGUGACCAGUUUGUCUAUGACUACAAUGGACCAAUUGAAGUGUAUGACGAAGUCCCCACGGUAAUGAGCUGUUAUCAACCACAGACCAAUUAUCUCUAUGACUACGGCACGACAACCGACUAUUCCCCUGACUACCUCGCAAAGCCCCUCCUCGUUUUCUCUCACGACGACGAUCCUGGCCACACCCCUCUGCCGACCACACCCUCUACCGCCUCGUCCACUUCUCAGUCUCCGCCCGCACUCGAGGAUCAGCAAUGUUUCUACCAACCCUUCCAUCAGAGUAUUUGAAGAAACCGUUUUGUACAUUCUAGACCCUAAAAAUUAUAGUCAAAAUCAUUUUUAACAACCUGCAAACUGCAUGUAAUCAAUCUUUUUAUAAGAGUGUGAUUUUCAAAAGUUAUAUACUUGCUCCCAUUUUUUACGCAGCAUCACGUAUCAUCACAUUU